CCGGACUGCUCUAACUACCCCGCGAGCCCAGGGCACCAGCCACGAGGUGGCCGGCACAGGGCUGGGUCUGGAUGGCUACGUGGAGGCGGGAUGGCCGGCUAACCGGCAGCCAGAGGUUCCUGUGUGCGGGGCUGGCGGGGGCGUUCAGCCUUAGUCUCACCGCGCCCCUGGAGCUCGCCACUGUGCUGGCCCAAGUCGGCAGGGUGCAAAGCCACUCCCAGGGACUGUGGGCCACCGGACGCCGUGUGUGGCUGUCCGAAGGGCCAAGAGCCCUGUGGAAAGGGAAUGGCGUGGCGUGCCUGCGCCUCUUCCCCUGCAGUGUGGUGCAGCUGGCUGCCUACCGAAAGUUUGUUGUGUUAUUCAUGGAUGACCUGGGCCGUAUUUCCCAGUGGAGCUCCAUUGUGGCUGGAAGUCUCGCAGGCAUGGUUUCCACGAUUGUCACAUACCCUACAGACCUCAUCAAAACCCGAUUGAUUGUGCAGAACAUGCUGGAACCAUCUUACAGGGGGCUUAUUCAUGCUCUUUCUACUAUUUAUCAACAAGAAGGGUUCCUGGCUCUUUAUCGAGGGGCAUCCCUCACUGUUUUAGGUGCUGUUCCCUUCUCGGCUGGCUCUCUUCUAGUUUACAUGAACCUGGAAAAAAUCUGGACUGGACCCCGGGACCGCUUUUCUCACCUGCAGAACUUUGCCACCGUCUGUGUGGCUGCUGCUGUGAGCCAGGCUGUCUCAUUUCCCUUUGACACUGUGAAGAGAAAGAUGCAGUAUCCUUUGGCCAGUGUGGCCAGUGCCAAAAAGCCUGAAGGGACUUGACUUCCUAGUGGCGUCUUCUGACAUGAUGAUACUCCACUCUGGCACUCCGAUCCACAAAACAUCUCAUCUGUCUGGGUUUCUUCUCUCCUGUCCUUGUCCAGAUGAACCAUUGCCACACUGGUAUGACUAUAGUGCAAAACAUAAUGAACAUAACUUCUGAUUUAAAAAAAAUCAUGCCCAUAUUAAAACGUGGGUUUUUUUAAAAUAUUUAUUUAUUAUGUAUACAUCAUACAGCUUUCUGCCUGCAUAUACACCUGCAAGCCAGAAGAGGGCAUCAAACCUCGUUACAGAUGGUUGUGAGCCACCGUGUGGUUGCUGGGAUUUGAACUCAGGACCUCUGGAAGAGCAGUCGGUGCUCUUAACCCCUGAGUCAUCUCUCCAGCCCUUAAAAUGUGGUUUAAAGGGUUGAUUUCACAUUAUGUAUGUUUGGUCACAAUAAAAAAAAGUAAUGGGGGGCUGGAGAGAUGGCUCAGUGGUUAAGAACACUGACUGCUCUUCCUGAGGUCCUGAGUUCAAAUCCCAGCAACCACAGAGUGGCUCACAACCAUCUGUAAUGAGAUCCAAUGCUCUCUUCUGGUGUGUCUGAAGACAGCUACAGUGUACUCAUAUACAAUAAAAAAAUCUUUAAAAAAAAAAAAAGUAGGGGUUGGGGAUUUAGCUCAGUGGUAGAGCACUUGCCUAGGAAGCGCAAGGCCCUGGGUUCGAUCCCCAGCUCCGAAAAAAAAGAACCAAAAAAAAAAAAAGUAAUGGACAUGUGGUUGUUAGAAAUUUUAGGAUACAUAGCAAAGCAGGAAAAAAAGGAAAAUGCCCAAUACCUAUAGAUUCUAAUAGUUACUAGUUUUUCCUAUGUAUGUUCACACACACACACACACACACACACUUGCUCUCUCUUUCUCACACAUACAUACUGGCAAUGUGUGAAUGCAGUUUAGAAACAAAGAAAAAGAAAAAGAAAAGCUACAAAUAAAAGUUGGUAGCUUGCUUUUUUUACUUAUCACAUAGCAGAUACAGGUCCAGACAAUUAACUGUUCAGUUAUCAAAUUUUAUUUUGCAUUUGAAUGUUAGAAAUAGCUGAAAUUUCUCAGCUUGUAAAUAAUGGGGCUAGUUCUAAUUUUUAAGUGUAACAACACUGUAAUAAAAUCUCUUGUGUUUUUCACAUUAUAUUCCUAGAAACUGACUUGUAGGUCACAAGGCCUGAAUAAGUCUAAAGCAUCCUAAUUUUUAGGUAUUGAGGACUGAGCCCCAGGACAUGUGUGACUUAGACUAGUAUUCUACUGCCCGUAAGCUACAUCCCCUGCCCUUGCGUAUUUUUGUGCGUGCCAAGAGCUCCUUAAAUUAUCAGGACAGGCCUUGAUCUUCCCAUAUAAUCCAGGAAAGGCUUCAGAUUUAAAAGCUUCCUGCCUCAGUCUCCAGGGUACGGGGAUUUCCAGCAUGAGCUACCAUGCCCAGCGCACUUCCUCUGUUGCUCAUGUGAGCUCGCUCCCUAGUUUGUUUUUCCUUUGUUUUUUUACAUUUAAUUAUUUAUUCAUGUAUUUCAUGUGUGUUGGUGCUCUGUCCGCUUAUACCCCUGUAUGACAGAAGAGGGCAUCAAACUCCAGUUUAGAUAAUUGUGAGCCAUCUCUCCACCUUCUUUGUUUUUAAGACAGGGUUUCUAUGUAGCCCUGGAUGUCCUAGAACUCACUGUGUAGACGCAGGCUGGUCUCAAAUUCAGAGAUCUGUCUGCUUCUUCCUCCCAAGGGUUGGGAUUAAAGGCCACCAUGCUGACUCAUAAUGAAAUUGACACUCCAAAAAAUUAGAGGCAUUCAUUUGCACCAGCAGUAAGGUCACUGUCAUCAACUGUCACUUCUCUAAUGCAUUGUUUACAAGUGAGAUUGCAUGGUUUCCACAGUUGCCCUUUUGCAUUGCUUUAUAAUUUGUAUAUGUUCUUUGCCUAUUUUUCUGGGGUAUCUAGAUUUUCCUAUUGUUAGUAACAGGUCUUUGCCUAGUAAAGGUAUCAACCUUCGCAUGUACUGCACAUUCUCUUUCAUGUCAUAUUUUCUAACAUUUGCCUUAAUGCUCCUUCUGUGGGGUUUUUGAGAUAAAAAAUCUCACAGUGUAACCCAGGCUGGUCAUAAAACGUGUGCCAAUCUUCUGCUGUCAGCCUCCUAAUUGCUGAGGUAACAGACAUAAACCACCUCUUCCAGGUCUGUUUAUGUGUUAUGAUGUAUAUAUUUUGAAAUGUGAUGUGACUAUAUACUUUUGCCCUUGCUUCUUUUUUGUUUCUAAUGUUAUUUCUCUGCUUUAAAUUUCUGCCGCUACAAUCCUUUUAGUCAGUACUGAUGCAAUCCAGAACCUCACACAUGCUAGCCAAGGGCUCUACCACUGAUUUAUGUCCCUAGCCCCCAGCCCUAUGGCUAGUCACCUAUUUGUUCCUUAAGUACAUUUUAGUAUAACUCCAACACUUAACAUCUUAUUACAUUUAGGAUUUGUAGUUCGCCAAUUGCUUGUGCACCAUUUGAAAAUAAUCUUUCUUUUCUCACCCACUAUGUGACGUGGCCUUCACCACACAGUAAGUCUGUUUUCCCAGGGUCUCUAUGUCUGGCAACGUGUUCUGCUCAGUUGUCCUUUUGACCGUCCUUGCACCAUUUCAAUGUUCACGUCUUUCUAACACACUCCUAACUUCACUGCUUUUCUUUACUUUCCUUUGGUUUUUCACAGUCACCUGUCCUUCCUGGUAAACUUCAAAUCUGUCUUAUGUUUAGCAUUGAAACCACAUCACAGUACAAACUUGUAGUAAUUCAUGUAAAACAUUCCGUUUUCUUUUCAGGACCACAGUAUGUGGCCCUUCUUUAGUUCCAAGCAUCUUUCUUUAGGUUUAAUCAUAUAAGUCUGCUACUACCCAACCUGUUUAACAUAUUCAAAUGCUGACUUCAUAAGUUGCAAUCCUAGAACACCUUUAAUCCCAGCUCUCAGGAGGCAGAGACAAGUGGAUUGCUAUGAGUUCAAGGCCAGCCUAGUCUACAGAGUUCCAAGACAGCCAGGGCUACACAGAGAAACACUGUCUCAGAGAAAUAGAGACAGCAAGACAGAGACAGACAGACACAUGUAUGCGCGCGCACACACACACAGGGGGAAGGAGGGAAAGAGAGGGAGGAGGAAGAGAGAGAAUAUCUCUUGCUGCUAGAGAAAUUCCCAACACUUUGUAUCCUCUUUUGAGUCUAUCCUAGAUUAUGUAAGGUUAGGUGAGCUUAGCUACCUACCACUAAUGGACCUACCUAAAAUAGAACCUUGAGACCUGGGGCUAAAGCUAGUCAUCAGAAAGGGUUUCAGGUAAAAUUCAGUGAUAUCUGGAUGUGAAGCUGAGAGAUUUUGGUCUUCUCCAUAAAUCUUCUUCCAUAAACCUUUAUGGAAGAAAGCUUUCCUUUCUCUUUCUGGGAGCUAAAACAAAGACUCUUUCUAGGAGAUUCUAGCCAACACUACAUUCUGCACUACACUAUCACCAUACUAUAAUAAUCUGCCUCCAACCAGGGUAUAAGAUACACUGAGAGUGAGAAUUUUAGUGUAGUCCUAAUCAUUUUCCCUUUGUGGGGGAACCUUCUAGAUGAUGCAUAUAUAGUGUGUCAACAUGCUGCCAUCAUGCUGAGUAUGGUGGUGCAUGCCAGUGAUCUCAGUGACAGAGGCAAGAAGAUCAAAACUCCAAGGUCACCAUCAUAUACAUAGCCAGUUUGAGAUUAGCCUCAAGAAAACAAAAUCAGAAAAAAAAAACAGCUUUCAAAUAAAUGCAAAGUCAUAGUGGUUGUUUUCAAAAACACAAGGUAAUUGUUCUGUAAAAUAGGACUGGCGUUAUUUACAUCAUAAAUGUCAUCUGAAGAUAUAGUAACUCAACAUGACUCAGACAAAAUUUUAUUUUUUAUGGGUUAAUAAAUAUAAUAACUUUGUCCAUAAUAUAUUCUUUUAAAAAAUUAACACCCAGGAGAAAGGCCACAGGCUUUUAAAUGCAAACAUGGCAUUACCUUCUCCAGCCACUAGGUGUCACUGCAGUAAACACAUAGUAUCUGAGCCAUGGAAAGCUAUGAACCAGAGCUUAGUGAGUUACCAACCUCACAGUCCCCAGCUCAGAAUUACUUAGGUAGGACGAUAAGGGGCCAGAAGCAACAGGAAACACCUAAAGGGUUUUUUUUCCUGUAAGGCACACAAUGCAAUAUUCAUCAGGAAGAGAGAGCCACAAGAACCACCUGCCCUCACUGGAUCAGGCAGGUUUACCCACUUGCUUUGUCACAAGGGCACCAAGCUGCUGUGACCUGAACACAGUUAAUGGUAACACUUGCAUUCCAUUGGUUUUCUCCACAGCACUGCCCAACAUGAAGCAAAUCAACAGCAGGUGUCUGGUGGAUAGCUAACCGAACAAGGAGUUUCCCCACCCACCCACCCAUAGUGGCUGGUGCCUUUGUCUGAGUGCCUAACUGUCUUCAUAGGCUUUUAUCCAGACAUUCAUACAUACAAUCUGUCCGUCCAAUACCACGCCAGGUUGGAACUAUUCUAAACAUUAAUGACAAUAAUCAGAAGUCUUGUUCAGCCACCUGAUCCCUUCCUUCACCAGGCUUACAUUCAUUUUAUUCUGCUUUUCCUUGCUUGGCCUGCUGGAGGAUGGAAAGGUAAAUAAUUUAUGCAUGUGCAUGUUUUGAGAGAAUGUUUCUGGGGAGAAGGGUCAGUUGUGUGUGGAAUGAAAUGCCACUACCUCAUGUGCUUUCACAGGCUCUAACCACCCUGCCUGAAAUCUCCUUUUCCACUGCUCUGUACAUUUUAACCCAAGCUCUUCUAGAUACAGCCAAGCCAGGCCCUUCUAUCUGGAUCACCACCUGGCUAAGACCCUGGGCCAGAAGAUGCUGGCAGCAGUAAGUGUAUUGGAGAAACAAUAGGCUGGGCAUAGUGCCAUAACCUUUAGGCAGGCAGAGGCAGGCAAUUUUUUUUGUGUGUGUGAGUUUGAGGAAAACCUUGUCCACAUAGCAAGUUCAAAGCCAGCCAGACCUACACAGUGAGAGAUUGUCUGAAAAGGGCAGAGGGGGUGAAGAAAAGAAAAGGAUUCAAUAAAAGAAAAUAUAAGACGGAGGAAAUGUUAACAAAAAUAUUUUAUCUGAUUAAUCUGUAAUAAGAACCAAAGAUUUCUGAAGAAGAAAAAAAAAAAAAACCUAUAACGGUUCCAUAGACCGGUAUUUGAAAGAGAAGGUGAGACAGGCUGGGAAACACUUUGCUGGGAAGCUGAGGAACAGCUUUGAGCAUGGGACCUGGAGUCUGAUAGGCGUUCCAAAAGAACCGGGAAGGAGGUCCCCGUGCAUCCCCUCCACUCUGCUGCUCGUAUCACGUAUCUCCAUUUCAUCAAACACGAACCCAUGUGUCACCCUGUUGAUUUAUACCCCAGUGGACUUUGCUCCACCACAACUCACAAGGUAAGCAGGAUUAGGCCAGGUCAGCGUUUGAACUGAAAGUGCAUAAAAUGAAGGACAAAGGUGGUAUCCAAGCGGCACAGCUCAGUGAGCAGAACACACAUGGUCAGUGAAUAAACAGAGGCCCCAGCCUGCUCAAAUAGACUCCAAGCUGACCGAGAUGGUUACCACCUUGAGCAACCUUUGCUGAGUAGGACACACUCCCUUCAUUUACCCACUCCUCAGAGCUGCUCCUGUCUUCAUCCCCCCCCCCCCGCCCCCGUCUCCCUCCUCAGUCCUGGGCUCAUGGUUCUCACAGCCUGCUUUGCUGACUUGUGCCAUAGAGUCUCACAUCCUCAUGAUCACUUCCAACCAACCCACUGUCUGUCAAAGUUACUCUUGUUCCCCUCACACUUUCUACCUAGAGUUUUCCCUUUCUGGGCUAUCAUUGGCCCAGAUACCCAAGCUAAGCAUUCAGAAGUUAUGUUUGGCUCUGCUGUCCCUUCAUCCAACCAACCCAGAGCCCAGUUGCUUCUGCAUUCAUAAGUUUCCCACAUGGGUCCUUUCUCUUAUUGCCCUGCCUCCAGUCAAAGGCCUUAUCACCUCAUACUGCAGCACAUUCUGUUCUCUAGGAUUGAUUCUAAAAGUGACCAUUAGCACUGAGGGGAAGCUACAGCAGCCACUGGGCCAAGUGGAUAUUCAUUAUAUCAUCCAGUCCUUACAACCAUUUAAAAAGUGAGCCCUGCUUUAUUGCACACCUCUCUCUCUCUCUCUCUCUCUCUCUCUCUCUCUCUCUCUCUCUCUCUCUCUGUGUGUGUGUGUGUGUGUAUCUGUCUGUCUGUCUGUCUCUGUCUUUGUCUCUGUCUCUCUCACUCUCUCUGUGUCUCUGUCUGUCUCUGUCUCUCUCUCUCUCUCUGUGUGUGUGUGUGUGUGUGUGUGUGUGUUGUGUGUCUGUCACAGGGCACAUAUAGAAGUCAGACAACUUAAAGGAAUCAGUGAUCUCUGUCCACCACGCAGGUUUGGGAGCUUAAACUCAAAUCAGCAAGUCUUAGCAGCAAGCACUUUUACCUGUUGAGCCAUCUUGCCUAUUGAGAUGAGAAAACUGAGGCCUCAAAGGUUCUGUAGAUCACAAGCCCAUCUUCGAGCAAUGGAACUGGGAGAAAGGCCAUGCAGUUUGCACUUCAGUCCCAGCCGCUGAGUCUGUGGGUUUCUUGCAGAACAAAUGUUCUUUAGCCCUGUCAGUGUUGCUCCUUCUCUCUCACCUUUAGAGAAGAAUUAGAGGAGAAAGGAUGGCCCAUUAGUCUGGCAUGUUUCCCUCACCGACUUCACUGUUCCUCUUGUAUAGAGACCCUUUGUAUAGGGAGUUGCAGAAUCAAAUGUCUUGUAAGAAUUCAGAAGCAGCAUGGGCAGGAGAGCUAGAGAGACCCAGAUAACAGGCACUCAGCCCCAAACAAUAAGCCUUUAAAUGCAUUCUAAGCCGUCAUGCCUUUUGAAAGCAUUCUGGAGAACUAAACUCUGUGCCCACAGAAUGUGAUUAGCAUUUAAAUAUGCGUAGCAGAAAAGAGGGAAGAGAGCCUGUGGGGGCUGCUGCUAAGCUACAAGAGUCUCUUUGCAGAAGGAUGGUUGUCAUUUAGAAAUGCAAGCCCCGUUUUCAAGGGAGCCCCUAAAUCCAGAUUUAAGAUGUAAGAUCUUUUGAUUUUUAAGGUUACAAAUAAACAAUACUGACCAGGCAAAGCAAAAUAUGCCUUCUUUUGGCCUCUUGUUCAACUGAGGCAUCCAGUUGCAAUAGUGAAGAAGUUCCCCUCCCCCAAGCCCAAAUGUAUUUUAUAUUCCGGUCAACAGGCCUUUGUUCGUGCAGUGACCUCUCUCUGCCCAAGCAUCACUUCUGUCUCUGUAAAAGUCCAACUGAGCUUACCUUGGUAGUAGUAUCCGUUGCUUUUGUUUGCUGGCUUUUCCCACCCAUCCAGCACUCACUUUCAGAUAAUGGGUAAAGGCAGAUAUUUAAGCCUUUGAGAGCCACAGUGCAGACAGUCCAGCCCACUGGGCUCCUGGGGAGGAAGGAAGUAAAUUAAUGGUAGGGGACCUUCUCUGAAAAGGUGGACGAUGUUUUCCACUGACUCCCAAUUCUCCCAUGUCUGUGGGCACAGUAGUUGUAGUCCCAAAAGUUGUGGGUGAGUAACUCCUUUGAAAGGGUAUUGUUAGCCUCUCCAUGGGUCCUCUCACUCUGACAAUUUCCCUUCUAAAGUAUUUUUUCCUGUCUCACCAUUUUUAUCUCCACAUCACUGCUCUGCUGUCCCCCCACCCCCUGCCAAGACUACCUCCUGAGAGAGGCUAUCUUACUUUCCCAAGCAGAAGUACUCUCCUUAAUCCUACUGUCUUAGUUUGCUUAGUUUUAAGCAUCCCUACUCUGGAACUCUCAAAUUCAAAAUGCUCUAAAGGCAGAAACUUCGAGCAUCCACAUGAUGCGAGCUUCUGCAACUGACGUCAAGGAAAGGACUGCAAACAAAAUACAGUCACACUGAAAAGCCCGUAGAUGGGGCUGGGGAGAUGGUUAUUACAUAUGCACAGAAGCUUCAGCUUGAAGUCCCCAAACCAAUAAAAGCUAGGCAUGGUAGGAGUGGGUGUCUACAAUUCCAGUGCUCCUAUGUUGAGAUGGGGAACAGAAUUAAAAGAAUCCACAGAAACUCAUGGCCUCACCUACACAGCGGUAAACAGAGAUGCUGUGUAUAUCUAAUAAGAGGGAAGCCAGGAGCACAUCUGAGAUUGUCCUCUAACCUCCACACGUAAGUUACAGCACACAUGUACCCCACACAGAGCCACGCACACCACAUACACAUGCAUAUGUAUAUAAUAAUAAAAUAAAAAUGUAAGACUGCAUAAAGUUGGGGCUGGGGAUUUAGCUCAGUGGAAGAGCGCUUACCUAGGAAGCGCAAGGCCCUGGGUUCGGUCCCCAGCUCCGAAAAAAAGAACCAAAAAAAAAAGAAAAAAAAAGACUGCAUAAAGUUACCUUCGUGCUUUAUAAAAUAAAAUACAUAUGAAAUUUUUGUGUGCCUUUCUAAGAAUGCACUGUCUCCUAUCAUAGCAAUCCUGUCCUGUGCCACGCAUGGCCAACAUCUGUUAACUGGCAAGAUUGGCAAGUGUGCUAAAAGGACAAGAUAGAACCAGACACAAUGUCCAAAGCUUGUAAUCCCAACAUCCAGGAAGCUGAGACUGAAGGAUCAAACUAUUCAGACCUGCCUGGGCUACAGAGCAAGUUCAAAGCUAGUCUGGGCAAUUUUGUAGGGCUGUGUCUGAGGCAAACAGAAAAGAGAAUAGGAAAAAUAAAACUUCACACGGUUCCCAUGUGUACUCUCUCCGCAUUCCAACCUCCCAUCACUGUGCAUGGAUCUGGGGGGGGGGGCAUUUGGCAAAUCACACCACCAUCCAAUUCAUAGUCCUUAGGUGACUGCUUUCAGAAAGUGUAGGAAUGUAUACGACUUUGCUGCUCCUUUACUGAAGCUUUUGUCAGGGUUAGAUACAUGAAGAUUUGUGCAAGAAGAUAAUGACAGGAAAAGUCUGCCCUGGAUUAAGGAAUUGUAACUGUUCUACCAUUUAUUGGCCAGAUAAUACAUAUAAGGCAGAUUCUUAAUUCAUUUAAUCCUCGUUAUCAACCUCCGAAAUAGGUAGUAUUAUGACCCUUAUUUCAUGGGUGGGAAAAUGAGGCACAGAAAGGGGACGCUACUUGCUCAGAAGUCACACAGCUACUAUAUAUUAAAGCUGGCUCUCUCCUUCCUCCCAGCUUUCCUUUAGCCACCAGGAAGUACAGGGCUCCUUCUAGAUGCUAGGCAGUUAAUUUAGCCUUUCGUUACUUUGCCUCUGCUAAGAUGGCAGACGCUGGCCCCUGAGAACUGGAAGCUCGAUAUUUCAGUGCAUGAACGGUGGAGAAAAAUAACAAUGUGCAAAGGCUCAGAAGCCUUCAUCCAUUUAAACUGCUCUACAACGGGAAGCUGGGUGGCUUCUGAACAGUACAAGUGGAUUUCUCAUAGUUCUGGAGGCUGGAAUGUGCAAGGUCAAAGCAAAUUUAAUAUCUGGUGAAUGCUCGCCUUCCCAUUCCUAGAUAGCACAUUCCUGUUCUGUCCUUCUGUAGUAGAAGAAGCAGGGCAACUCCUGGCAUGGCUUUUUGGACCCUAAUCCCAUUCCGGAGGGCUCUGGCCUCGUGACCUUAUUAUCGUCCAGAGGCUCCACCUCCUGAAACAUUACAUGCCAUCAGGAUUUCAACACAGAAAUUGGAAGGAAACACAAAUGUUUGGACUUUAAUAUGCCUGGUUUUAGGCAGAAGCUGGUUACCUCAAAUUAAAGUGGGAAAAAAAGUCUUAGGGAAACUCUAGAAUCCUGGAGCUUGGAAUCAGUAUCCUGUCAUUGGAAACUCCAUUGGCAGCUUUAACAAGCUCUCCGCAGUCAGUAGACCAUUCCCAGCCACCAUCCUUUGGUCAGCUACAGACUGAUCUGGCUGAUCGGAGGACUGGGAAGAAAGUCCUUAGCACUCUGGAAGGAUGAUGCCAGGAAAGGUAAGGAAAUUGUUGUCCCAGC
Molecule: messenger RNA, 10780 nt
Organism: Rattus norvegicus (Norway rat)
Lineage: Eukaryota; Metazoa; Chordata; Mammalia; Rodentia; Muridae
Gene: Slc25a43
Product: solute carrier family 25, member 43
Biological process (GO): transmembrane transport
Cellular component (GO): mitochondrion; mitochondrial inner membrane; membrane
Source: RefSeq, a predicted model, not a curated record